AUGACACUCCUCUGCUGUCAUCUGGACGGUAUCCUCGGACAAGGUUGGUGUGCUGCUCACUUGACUCAAUAUGCCGAUGACACACACGCUGCUUGGAUUUUUCACAGCUAUGAGGAGCUUUGUACGUGCCUGCGGCAACUUGGUGUUCUCAUGGAUGCCCUUGAAGCCUUUGGUAUGCAACUUAACAAUGACAAAGCACAGGCCAUUUUCACAGUCCGGGGAUUGCACAAACAGAAGGCGCGUGCCGCAUUCACGCGUAAAGAUAAAGAUCGCCAAGUUCUUGUUGUUGCCGGUGACAAUGGUGAACGCUUCAUUCCUCUGGUUCGCAGUACUGUUUACUUGGGCGCGCGUAUCUCGUAUGAUCAGUUCGAGUCCCAAACGGUGUCACAUCGGCUGCAGAAGGCAAAUGUCAGAUUUUGGCAGUUGCAGAAGUUCUUCACCAGCAAGCGGGGAUUGAGCAUUCCACAACGUGUGCGCAUGUGGCUGGUUACUAUCAGGCCGACGCUGCUUUAUGCGAUCGAUUGUUGUCCUAUGAGCACUGUUCUGUUGCGACAAGUCCAGACGCUUGUCAUGAAGCACAUCAGAGCCAUCUGCUCUUGUCCUUCGCAUGUCACACAUAUCAGCGAUGCCGAUCUGCUGGCUCAGAACAACAUGACGUUACCCACUGCAUGGCUGAAAGAGGCAUACGCUAGGGAUAAGGAGGUUUUCGCUUGGUUGCCGGGUUCGUGGCAGAUCUUUGCUGCAUGGAAUCGUCAACUCGUCACCUCUAUUGCUGAGGCGGAAGCUCGUUGGUGCUCUGUCUUUGCCAAACAUGAUGCGGUUGCACCGGCUACCCUUGAAGAUAUGAAGCAAGUUGCGGUGCGAGCGGAGGUACCUAUGGUUGAACGUGAUGCAGUGAGGCUGUUCGCAAACACCAUGCUGUUCUCUCUCUUCCAUGUCAUUAUUGCAGAGCGGUCCGAGCCAACGGGCGAGGAGCGGGGUCGAGAGAUCGAGCUGUUCUUCGGUGGGUUGGAUCGGAACCAGGAGGACGUUCGCAUGUCCGAAGAGGACGCGAUCAACAACAAGCGCAACGGGGACUUCAGAUCCACAUCGACGGGGAAGACUCAGCGAGGUGCUCAGUCCCGAAAAGGCCAAGGAAAAGGCAAAGACACAAAGGUCCAGCGCAAGACGGAUCAGGAUGCGGCGGACCAGAGCGAGGAGAAAGCCAGGCGCAUCUACCAACAAAUCAUUCGGAUCCUAGUGCGGCACGAGGACAGCAUCCAAACUAUGCGGCUCGACACGGGGCUAGUGUGGUUCCUCCAGGUCGGCGACGAGACGAAGGACACAACUUCGAUCAUUCCGUUCUUACGGGCAGCGGCUCAGAAAUGGCAUUCCAAGGACAAGGACCACUUAGAGAUGUCAAGUCGGCCACUCAGGGAGAUUCUAUUUCUGGGUAUCCUACAGCGCAUGGCCACCAAGCUGCAGGAGGCGAUUGCGGACAAGGCCACAACAAUUCGAUGUCAGCAGGCAGGGUGGCUCACGGAAGAUCAGAAGUGGACGUAUCAAAAAUUUUGUCGAGAGACCAGAACCCUUAUUCGCGACACCAACAAGGCACCGGUUGCACACGAGACGAUCCUGGCGUUGAUUCGCAACAUGAUGGUCAAGGUGGACACGAAUCCCAUUGUUCACAGGUUCUGCUCACUGCGCAAGCUGGACUACUACGAGUCGGGAGUGGCGGUGUUCAUGCAGGAUUUGUCGAUUCGGGACCAGGACGGCACAAUGGUAUGGCAGGGACUCCUGGAUUAUCAAGGCUGCACGGCGUGGCAGCUGAUCGGGGUCCAGUAUCGCAGGGAGAACCUGCAGCGAUCCCCGUUGAUCAAGGAGCUCCUCCAGCUAUUGGACGGGAUGUGA
Messenger RNA from Symbiodinium sp. CCMP2592, 1890 nucleotides. NCBI's taxonomy places the organism in Eukaryota, Dinophyceae, Suessiales, Symbiodiniaceae. The record is from the annotation of a GenBank genome assembly.